ACGGCAGAGAACAUAAAUACAGCGGUGUUAAUUAAAAAAAUGCUGCUGCAAAUGCACCUCUGUGUACAGUACUUUCCGAACGCACUCUUGCAUAAUUUUCACUGCGAAUAUUUUUGACAUUUUUAUUGAUCGAUUUCCUUCAUUCUUCCUUUGUGCGAUUCUAUAAAAAAUUUUGUUUACUAAUUUAAAUAUAAAUAAAUUAUGGCAGCAACAAGCAGUGCAAAAAGCAGUAGUGGCAGUGGUGGUGUACUUGAAGAGCGACGCAUAUGGAUUGGCAAUUUAGAUCCCAGACUCACCGAGUAUCAACUCUUGAAAAUUUUGCAAAAAUGCGGUCCCGUCGAAAAGUUUGAUAUGCUCUUUCACAAGAGUGGCCCAUUAGUUGGGCAAUCGCGCGGAUAUGCUUUCGUCACUUUCGGAACGGCUGAAGCGGCUUUGAAAGCUUUGGAGAAGUUAAACGGCACUCCUGUUGCUAAUCGGCCCAUUGUGAUACGACUGGCUAAAAAUGUUAAUUACGAUGAGCUCAACAAGAAAAAACCUAGCAUUGAAAUACCUGCAUUAGGUGCUAGCUCACGCGAUGAUAAAAUGAGUAAAGAAGAAGCGAUACGCGCAAUAGAAGCAAAAUUACGUGCACUUGAACGUAACGGCGAGGAGGAAUUAGAAUUGAAUCUCUUAAAUUCAGCAAGCACACAAGUCCCUUUUAUUCAACGAUAUCAAUUUAACAAAGAUCGUGAUGCAAAUAGCAGUACCUCAGGUGGGCGAACUUACACAAAAUCAUAUAACUCAGCGCCUUAUAAUCGGCAUCAGCGGCCAAAAAGAAGAUAGACACCGAAACCGAAUAGUAAUUUAUUUUUGUAGUUUUUGUUUUGUUUAUUGUGGUAAUUACAAUGUAUCUGGACUAUCAUCAAUUUCAUCAAAUAUUUAUAAUUCUACUCAUAUGCGCGCUAACUAUACGUAUACUUAUCAAAUGUUGUGUUCAGAGAUUUAGGGCAAAUAAAGUGAUUUAUUUGUAAACAUUGUAA
This is a messenger RNA of Ceratitis capitata (Mediterranean fruit fly), 1019 nucleotides long. Its product is annotated as probable RNA-binding protein 18. Gene Ontology annotation, molecular function: RNA binding. Lineage: Eukaryota; Metazoa; Arthropoda; Insecta; Diptera; Tephritidae. The transcript is spliced from 5 exons. The coding region runs from base 202 to 822 and encodes 206 amino acids. The record is from RefSeq and is a predicted model, not a curated record.